GAUUCCGAGAGGGCGCACUACAAAUUCUUUGGUACUGGAAGUUGAGCAAGUUGCCUACUCUAGACUCUACUCUGGCCCACUUUUAGAAGCUGUAGUGUGUAAAUGCAUACACUUUAUGUUGUGGUUUGCAGUACUGUUCUCCGAGGAGCAUUAAUAGUAAGUAGGCGCCCUGCAACAAAUAAACUACUAAACAGAAGGCUACAACGGAAACCACAUACUGCUUCGCAUGCUGCCAUGACUACUGCUGCUCUGCCUUUAAAACUUCUUGGUCAAGAUGAGGCUAUUGAAAUUGACAAGGAGUUGUUCCAUGAAUAUGGUUUUAGUGUUGACCAGUUGAUGGAGUUGGCAGGAUUGAGCUGUGCCACAGCCAUUGCUAAAGUAUAUCCAAUUAGCUCGCUACCGAAUAAGAGGGAUCCAACUAUAUUAGUAUGUUGUGGACCAGGAAAUAACGGCGGGGAUGGACUAGUGUGUGCCCGGCAUUUAAAGAUGUUUGGUUAUCAUCCAACCGUAUUUUACCCGAAACGACCAGAUAAAAAACUCUUUGAGAACUUAACCGUACAGUGUUCUUCGAUGGAUAUACCAUUUCUUUCUCAUCUAUUGUCAACCAACCUCCUCAAUGAAUCCUACAGCUUAAUUGUGGAUGCCAUCUUUGGCUUUAGUUUCAAGGGAAAUGUGAGGUCACCGUUUGGGGACAUAUUGGAAACCUUGAAGAAGGUGUCAAUGCCAGUUUGUAGCAUUGAUGUGCCAUCAGGUAAGAAACAAAUGUGUGAGGCUGUCAUUCUCUUUAAUAUUUUAUUUUUCUGUUUAUUUCGCAUUUAA
Molecule: messenger RNA, 819 nt
Organism: Anneissia japonica
Lineage: Eukaryota; Metazoa; Echinodermata; Crinoidea; Comatulida; Comatulidae
Product: NAD(P)H-hydrate epimerase-like
Exons: 4
Coding region: 103-819 (238 amino acids)
Cellular component (GO): mitochondrion
Molecular function (GO): NAD(P)HX epimerase activity
Source: RefSeq, a predicted model, not a curated record